Molecule: messenger RNA, 1099 nt
Organism: Zootermopsis nevadensis
Lineage: Eukaryota; Metazoa; Arthropoda; Insecta; Blattodea; Termopsidae
Source: RefSeq, a predicted model, not a curated record
CAGCAACAAUUAACAUUCUCACUCUUGUUGAAAAUUAAUGUUUUUAUCUCAAUUCGAUAGAUCCUAAUGUAUCGAACGGAAACAAAUGACAAGCUCGUUGCAACACAGAUAACUUCGACCUCUCGAACUGAUCGUUAGAACAACACGAAACAAAAGCAUCACGCCACUAAUGAACAGUAGAAUCACGCAACUUCCCGAUAAUUCUUAAUGCGAUGAAUUUAGAUAGAAAUAUGUUUCAUACCGGGUUCAAGUAUAAAUAAUGGAUUCUCCCAGUCCGGGUGACACCAUAAACAUGUUGAUUGUUGUAACUGUAACAUGUCUUUCUGUGAUAGCAGCACAAGGAACUUCGAAAAUAGAUGAUUUUCCAGAGGCGAGUAAGAAACCGACAUGGCUGACGUCGAAUGACAUAAAUGUCCUAGACAAGCCAGCGUACGCCCCGUCAAGGAGACAGUGGCUGCCCCGUCAGACGGCAUCUCACCCGGAGAUCGAAGCCAGCGACCCGAUCGGCUCUCCUUUCCCGUUAUUCCCCACGUUCCCAAGUUUCAACUUCCCAUCAUUUGUUCAACCGAUCUACGGCACUGGGAAUUACGGAUUACUUGUCAACAGAGUCGCUCGCCUGGAAGGCGAAAUCAAACUCCUGAAGCAGAAGAUCGUGUCCUUGGACAGAGUCUUGAACUGUGCCAACAUCACGUCGUCUCCGGGGUUUCGUCCUGCAUCUUCGUACGCCCCGAUACGGCCCCAAGGGUCCGCCCCUUUCUCGGGAGGUGGGUACGUCGUCUCAAGCCAGUCAGGGGGACCCGGACAAAGCAGCGGGGUCCUCGUCAGCAGCACGUACAACAACCAGGAAGGUUCUCAGGGCCAGGGCACGCUGACAGUUGAACACUUUGGCAACACCCCGAAAGUGUAGUGUGCAGUGACCGAAUCCAUCCAGAGAUAAUCAGUGCGAGAGAAAUUCUGUGGAUUGAAGUAUUCUGGGUUGUGACGCCUUUGAGGGACUCCCGGUCUUACGUAAUAAUAAUUAUGAUUGUGCGUGUUGUUACAACCGUUGCCAUGGUAAUGUUCUUACACGAUAAUUGUUGAUAAAAACAAUCCAAAAUAA